AUGGUUGAUGCUCAACUACUGAAGCCGGCACGGGCCCCUCUGGUUCUGCACAAGCCUUUCAUGGUUGUUUGGAAUGCACCAACUGAGCAGUGCAGGCUGCGGUACAAGGUGGACCUGGAUCUCAGUGUUUUUGACAUUGCAUCCAACAUCAAUGAGACUUUGAGUGGAUCCAAUGUGACAAUUUUCUAUCACACUCAUUUGGGAUACUAUCCCUACUACUCAGACAACGGAGACCCUGUCAAUGGAGGAGUGCCCCAGAACGAAAGCCUGAUCAAACACCUUAACAAAGCAAAGUCUGACAUUGACUAUUGCAUACCCAUGAAGAAAUUUCAGGGACUUGCAGUCAUUGACUGGGAAAACUGGAGACCUCAGUGGGAUAGGAACUGGGGCAGUAAAAGUAUUUAUAGAAAUAAAUCUCUUGAGAUGGUUAGGAGACAGCAUCCUCAGUGGUCAGAGGACAAAAUCAGGAAAGUGGCUAAAGAGGAAUUUGAAAGUGCUGGCAAGAGUUUUAUGAACAACACUAUCCUUCUGGCUGAGCAUAUGAGACCAAACGGUUUGUGGGGUUACUAUCUUUACCCAGACUGCUACAAUUAUGACUACAAAGAACACCCCCAGACAUACACGGGGAAAUGUCCACCCAUUGAGUCUUCCCGCAAUGACCUCCUGCUUUGGCUAUGGAAGGAAAGCACUGCUCUCUACCCUUCAAUAUACCUGGAUUAUAUACUGAAGUCAAGUCCAAAUGCACUGAAGUUUGUUCACUAUCGGGUGAAGGAGGCAAUACGAGUUGCCUCAAUUGCUAGAAAAGACUACAUUUUGCCCGUUUAUGUCUACUCCAGACCCUUUUAUGCCUAUACUUUUCAUGUUUUAACAGAG
This is a messenger RNA of Mesitornis unicolor (brown roatelo), 873 nucleotides long. RefSeq names its product hyaluronidase-4-like. The annotation marks the transcript as partial. The transcript has a single exon. Gene Ontology annotation, biological process: carbohydrate metabolic process; hyaluronan catabolic process. Lineage: Eukaryota; Metazoa; Chordata; Aves; Mesitornithiformes; Mesitornithidae. The record is from RefSeq and is a predicted model, not a curated record. Gene Ontology annotation, molecular function: hyalurononglucosaminidase activity.